Molecule: messenger RNA, 2975 nt
Organism: Malania oleifera
Lineage: Eukaryota; Viridiplantae; Streptophyta; Magnoliopsida; Santalales; Ximeniaceae
Exons: 7
Coding region: 609-2498 (629 amino acids)
Biological process (GO): protein K48-linked deubiquitination
Molecular function (GO): K48-linked deubiquitinase activity; cysteine-type deubiquitinase activity
Source: RefSeq, a predicted model, not a curated record
GGAACAAAGGGGGGACUUACCCCCACGGCUUCCUCCGUGCUCUUUCCAGUUUCCACAGCAAACACACAUUCCCCCACCGGAAAGCGGACGUCAGCAUCGCCGUUCACUUUAAAAACACUUUCUUAACUCCCUAAACUGCCCCCGGGUUUUAUCCAAUUGCCUCAAUCAACUCCUAAAACUUAGGUGCAGCAGAGAGGUAGAACCGUCUUUUCGGGGCAAAGGCAGCUACACUCCCGACGGCACAAAAUGCCGUAGGCGACCUCAAACGGUCCCGUUUUGAUAGUCCCAGCCGGCGAACUGACAACUGCGUUGUCUCGGCUCUUCGUAAAUGUAUCAAUUAAUAUAUGCGAUUCUUUACUUUAAUUGCAGUCUCGAUUGAUGCCUUUUCUUCCUAGGGUUUUAAAUUUCUACCCUUCUUUGUUUCACUUUUAUCGAUUCAGCUCGAUUCGAUAGACAUCGUCUUGCUCUCUCUGCAUAUCAGCGUAUCACAAGCAAUAAUUGCAUGUUCUAUCUCUUUGUACCAUGCGAUCCAUGUUGUACUGAGUUGUUCUUGAGUGUCAGAUUGGAACUCUGAUUGUGUGAAAGUUUAGUAUUUGGAUCUGAGAUCAAUGGCGGAUCAAGAGGAGGAUGAUUUGCGCAUGGCGUUGCGAAUGAGUAUGCAGCAGUCGGCGCCCGAGCCCAAGAGAAGCAAGCCACGGGAGGGAGGCGGCCCUGGAGAGUCUACGGGGGAAUCGCCAGAGGCCAAGAAUCGGAAGUUGCAGCGGGAGCUCAUGGCUGCUGCAGCAGAGAAGCGCAUGCUGGAGGCGAAGAACUCGACGGCUGCGGCUGCUUCUGCUCUAGGUUGCAAGGUUGAAAAAAAUGCUGCUGUUUUAAAGGAGACAAAAGGGCGUGGUGCCGGUCAGGGAAGCGAGAAAAUUUUGUUUGAAAAUAAGGGGAGAGACGUGAAUUUGGGUAAAGAGCUUUCAGAAGUUGAAGCUAGUGAAUUGUUUUCUAUGAUGUUUGGGAAUGAAGUUACAAAGGGUAUUCUUUCGCAGUGGAGCAAUCAGGGUAUAAGGUUUAGCCCUGAUCAAGAAACAUCUGUGGGGCUAGUGCAGCAUGAAGGCGGGCCGUGUGGCGUCUUAGCAGCCAUACAAGCAUUUGUUCUUAAAUACCUUCUUUUUUCCCCAGACGAGUUUGGUAAAUUUGCACCGAAUAUGCCACUAAAUUGGAGUCCAAGGAGAUUCUCUAAAAGUCAGUAUGUCUCAUUGGACCAUUUUGCUUCACUUGGUGAAGCUGAAAAAACAAGAGCCCUGAUUAGAAGUAUGGGUGAGAUAUUGUUUUUAUGUGGAAGCAAUAAAACGGCUGUGAUUGCAACCCUGAGCGUUUUAGGCUGUGAGGAUGAGGGACCUGAAUGCAGCUUGAAGGAUGAGAUUAUUGUAAAAGCCCUCGAAGGUAUUUCAAUUGAAUCAGCUUCAGAUUUACGGAAAAUUUUAAGAGUUAAGGCAUAUGCUUCACUUACAAGUGCAUUUCAGAGGCUGGAAGCAAUGAUUCCUGUUUUUCAAAGUCGUAUGGGAGCAAUGCUAUUCCUUAUCUCUGCUUUACUUUCUCGAGGACUGGACUCCGUUCAAGCUGACAGGGAUGAUCCUACUCUGCCUUUAGUCACGGCACCUUUUGGCCAUGCCUCACAGGAAAUUGUGAACCUACUGCUCUGUGGGCAGGCUGUCCCAAAUGUGUUUGAUGGAAGGAUGGAUUUAGGCGGGGGCAUGUUUCUGAAGGGCAUAUCCACUAGUGUAGAAGUUGGAUUCCUCACCCUGCUAGAAUCUCUCAAUCUCUGUAAGGUUGGCCAGUAUCUGAAGUGCCCAAAAUGGCCAAUAUGGGUUGUUGGGAGUGAGUCCCAUUAUACAGUGUUAUUUGCUCUUGAUAUCACUGUUCAAGAGGAGAAUGAACUGGAGGGGAGAGAAUGUCAAAUCCGGAAAGCUUUUGAUGUUCAAGAUCAUAGUGGAGGUGGCGGUUUCAUUAGUGUGGAAGGUUUUCAUCAAGUCCUUAGGGAGACAAAUAUCAGCCUCCCACCUGGGAAGCUUGAUCAGCUUUGCAGCACAGGCUUUAUUGUAUGGAGUGAAUUCUGGCAGGUUAUUUUGGAUGUAGACAAGAGCCUGGGUGGCUUAAAAGAUUCAUCGGGAUCAAUGGGUAAGAAGGUGUUUGAUCUUUACCAUUUUAAUGGGAUUGCAAAAUCAGUUUCCAAUGGCAGCCAAACCUCCUCCGGAAGUGAGACUCCUGUACAGAGACCUAGGCUCACCAAAUUGAGAGUUUCAGUUCCCCCAAGAUGGACUCCUGAGGAAUUCAUGGCAGAUAUGGCUGUGCCAUCUGGAUCAGGUGUGCAUGAUUCAACCAUGAAAGACACGGUUGUUGAAGUGUCUAAACCUGAGCAAUCUCAGAUUGCUCCAUUAGUGGACUGCAUUAGGACUCGUUGGCCUCGUGCAAUUUGCAAUUGGGAGGGGGAUCCCCCUAGCAUAGUGUAAGUUACUGUUUCACCCUAUUUGAGAUCCUAUAAUGUGUUUUUAUUACUGGAAAUAUGAAGAGCUCUAAAUUGGAAACAAACUGUAGACGAAGUGAAGAAAUGAAGUCCUUUUGCCGGUCCUGCCUGCUGUGGGAGUAGGUUUCCCUACUUUAAAAUCUUCGUGUGCGAUCUGUUGCUUUGAAAUUCCUAAUUCGAUUUUGAGAUGCCAAGUACUGAACAGAAAGAAGAUUGUCAUAUCUAUUGUCUAUUUUAUGUGUAAAAUUCAUUCGUGUUCAUUGUUCUUGGCUAGAGAAGUUUUUGCAUUUUGGGGAGGUCGUCAAUAAACACAAUCACCGACUAUUCUUGCUGUUGAAAUUGUUGUAACAGUAAAACUCUGACCCCCUGCUGUUAUUAUGGUGCAUUUCAUGUCAUAGGGAGGUCCUGUAAUAAUACAAAUAUAUCAGUUAUGGUUUUCUCGAGUUUGAAAUUGUUCCAGAAA